AGUCAAAAUAAUUGUUCUUUUGUUUUGUUUUUGUUUUGGUUUUUCCCAUUACUCUAACUCAGUUAGCCAUGGAGGAAUCAGCACCGCAACCACCACUGCCGCCGAUGACGAUCGACGGCGCCGACAUAGACGCGGCGCUGGCGAAGUCGCACGUGCUGACCCGGCGCGAGGUUAUCGAGCGGCGGCUCCGCCGUGUCAAGCAACUCUCGCGGUACUAUCGGCGCCACUACUGGGCCCUUAUGGAAGAACUCAAGCACAAGUACAAAGAAUAUUACUGGAUCUACGGUAAGAGUCCUUUCAAGGAGGAUGAGAACCUCCCAAACGGCACCGUCGUUUCGGGGGGCAACGCAAACGGCACCGAGAAUACUGCCGUUUCGGACGAUAUCGUUCGGUGCGCUUUUGGUGGGUGCAAGACGAAGGCUAUGGCGCUCACAAGGUUCUGUCACGCUCAUAUACUGUUGGAUUCCAAACAGAGUCUUUAUCUGGGAUGCAGCACCGUCGCCAAAAAUUUACCAACAGGGCCUUCUUUUUGUAAUAAGCCAGUAUUGAGGUCCGUGGUUCCUCGUGCAUGCCCCAGUCAUUACCAAUUAGGUGAAAAGUGUUUGCUUCGUGCAGUAAAAAGGGCAGGUUUUAAUAUCCCAGCUAAUCGUAAGCCUAAUCCCAAGUUACAUGUAGUAAUUCCUGAAUUUGUCCGCCAUAUUCAAAACAAACGAAAAAUUGCACGAAGGGCAGCUGUACCUAAGCAUGAGACUGAAUAAAAAAACAAGAUUAAGUUGCUGUUAUUGAAAACAUUAUUGAUUACAAAGUAAAUAGGGUGGGCAGAUUCCAAAUUCUGAGAAACAAGAUUAUGAUUUGGUGUUGAAGCAUCAAGUGUCAAUAAAAAAUAUGUACGUAGAUGCCUGUAAAUUGUGAGUACUCUUGGCAUGUCCUUAAAUCUUUGUUUUUGUUUUUGUUUGUUUUGUUUAUUCUUGCCUGUAUAUUGUGAGUACUCUUGGCAUGUCCUUAAAUUUUUGUUUUUGUUUUUGUUUUUGUUUGUUUUGUUUAUUCUUGCUCAGUCAUUUUACUCUUUGUUGACACCCUAUGAGCAGCA
Molecule: messenger RNA, 1090 nt
Organism: Gastrolobium bilobum
Lineage: Eukaryota; Viridiplantae; Streptophyta; Magnoliopsida; Fabales; Fabaceae
Exons: 2
Coding region: 69-758 (229 amino acids)
Cellular component (GO): NSL complex
Source: RefSeq, a predicted model, not a curated record